AUGACUCUUGCAAUCUUUGGAGAGAGGCAAAGUGGCCAAGACGUCAGGUCCGCCAACGUGGCGGCCGUGAUGGCUGUGGCAAAUGUUUUAAGAUCUUCUCUUGGUCCUCAUGGAUUAGAUAAAAUGCUUGUUGAUGAUAUUGGAGAGGUGACAGUGACUAACGAUGGCGCAACAAUUCUUAAACAACUAGAAGUUCAACAUCCAGCAGCAAAAGUUCUUGUUGAUCUAUCAGACAUGCAAGAUAGAGAAGUAGGAGAUGGUACAACUUCUGUUGUACUAAUUGCCUCUGAAUUAUUGCGUUUAUCUAUGCAAUUAAUAAGAGAUGAUUUACACCCAACAGCCGUCAUCGCUGGUUAUAAGUUGGCUAUGAAGGAAUGUGUUCGUUAUUUAAAGAAUAAUUUAAGUAUAGAUAUAAAUAAAUUAGAGACAAAAGAAUUAAUACUAAAUGUUGCUAAGACAUCAUUAGCAUCUAAAUUUAUAGGGGCAGAUGAGGAUUUCUUCCCUAAUCUUUGUCUUAAUGCUAUUCAAUCUGUUAAAAUGAUAACAGAGAGAGGAGAUAUACGUUAUCCAGUAGAGGGAAUAUCUAUACUAAAAACUCAUGGUAAAAGUUUUAAGGAAUCUGUUCUUGUUGAUGGAUUUGCUCUUAAGACAUCAAGGGCAGCACAAGGUAUGCCUAUGGUGGUAAAAGAUGCAAAAGUAGCUCUUGUAGAUUUUGGCUUCCGUCAGCAUCGCAUGCAAUUGGGUAUCUCUAUUGAGGUCAACGACCCUAAAGAUCUAGAAAAAAUUAGACAACAGGAGAAGGACAUAGCCCGUCAGCGUUGUAAGUUAAUUUUACAAUCAGGCGCAAAUGUCAUCAUUACUACUCAGGGUAUUGAUGAUAUGUGCCUUAAGUACUUCGUAGAGGCGGGCGCAUUGGCAGUACGAAGAGUAUCCAAGAAAGAUCUACGCAGAAUUGCAAAGGCUACAGGAGUUAGCGAAGAAAGAGUUGGUGAUUGGGAUUAUCUAUUCUUUAGCGGAUGUAAAGCUAAUAAAGCUGCUACUAUUAUACUUAGGGUAAGAUAA
This is a messenger RNA of Eimeria maxima, 1062 nucleotides long. RefSeq names its product TCP-1/cpn60 family chaperonin, putative. The transcript is spliced from 10 exons. Gene Ontology annotation, cellular component: chaperonin-containing T-complex. Gene Ontology annotation, molecular function: ATP hydrolysis activity; ATP-dependent protein folding chaperone; ATP binding. Gene Ontology annotation, biological process: protein folding. The coding region runs from base 1 to 1062 and encodes 353 amino acids. Lineage: Eukaryota; Apicomplexa; Conoidasida; Eucoccidiorida; Eimeriidae. The record is from RefSeq and is a predicted model, not a curated record.